This is a messenger RNA of Lichtheimia ornata, 1500 nucleotides long. RefSeq lists its product as uncharacterized. Gene Ontology annotation, biological process: retrograde protein transport, ER to cytosol; endoplasmic reticulum unfolded protein response. Gene Ontology annotation, cellular component: endoplasmic reticulum lumen. Bases 1 to 1500 code for a protein of 499 amino acids. The record is from RefSeq and is a predicted model, not a curated record. NCBI's taxonomy places the organism in Eukaryota, Fungi, Mucoromycota, Mucoromycetes, Mucorales, Lichtheimiaceae. The transcript has 4 exons.
AUGCGACAGUUGGCACUUUUGAUAGCAGCUGGCUUAUUCCCCUUCCCACUCUAUGCAUCGUCCUUUGCUUAUGAAGACCUCGCCUCUUAUCCCCGAUACCGUGUCGUCCUCACAGAGAACCGAAUUGCCGAAUCUGACAUUCUCGACAACUUUGACAAGCAUGGAAGCAGCAGUACUAGUAGUGCCUUAUCGAUACGGCAGCAGUUUUUAAAUGUCAACCCUGGCAUGAGCAAAAAGAACGAACGCAGCGUGGUCAUGAUGAGUGCCCAUGGGCAGCCAUUCGAGUGCACGAUUCCCGACGACGACAACGAUAACAGUGACCAGAGCCAGGAUACGUCGAGUACAACACCAAGUGAACAAGACAGCAUAGAACGAGGAUUAAAGCUAUUGGAACCCUUGAGCAAACAAAAUUGUCUUUAUUAUCAGACACCGGGCUAUUGGACGUAUGAGUAUUGUCAUGAUAAGCAUGUUCGUCAAUUUCAUCUCGAUCGGAACGCUCUUCAAGGUGAUCAGCGUCAAAUCACAGCUGCAUCCAACAGUCCAUCUUUUUAUCUUGGCUUUUAUUCCCCUUCUUCAAUACAACAACAGCAACAACAAAAGACCGAUUUGGCAUCACCCCAUCAACAUCAACACUAUCAACAACCUAUCACUAGUUUACGACAUGUGGGGGAUCAACGUUACUUGGUUCAACAAUGGACCGGUGGAACACAAUGCGAUUUGACAGGGAAGCCACGUUCAAUUGAAAUCCAGUUUCAUUGUGACAUGCAAGCGAAUGAUCGGAUAUCCAUGUUUCAAGAAGUAGCUACGUGUCAAUAUCAAAUGACGAUCACCACACCACGUCUAUGUGAAGAGAUGAUGUUGGCAUCUACAAGUCAUUCGGAUGUCAACAAGAUCGAAUGCAAUCCUAUCGUACCUGAUCACCUUGUAGAGGAUAGUACUACAACAGCAAAAGCAUCCAAUGAUGAGCCAACAACCGAAGAUUCAUCACCUGUAUCCGAAGAACAAGCUACGACGACCACUACCACCACCACAGCUGAUACUGCUACGACUACGAUGACAUGGCAGGAUCCAUCCACAUCAAAUCAAGCAUCACCACAACCCAAGCCAUUGGAUAUGAGCAAAGAAUCCCUUUUGGAUGCAGUAUCGGAUCUCAAAGCACAACUUGAGGAAUUAAGACAACAAGUACAACAACAACAACGCCAUGAUCGAUCUGGAACGACGCUUUCCCAGCUAGAACAUUUAUUACGUGGAGCAGCAGCAGGAGCAGCAGGAGGAGAGGUUGCUGGUGAUGAUGGAGAGGUUGAAUUCUUGGUAUACCACAUUGAUGAGAACGGCGAGCUUGUAUCAUCAUCAGGAGAUGGAGCAGGAGGAUUGGAUCAAUUAUUCGCUGGGCAGCAGCAACAACAACAAGGGGAUGAAGGGGAGGAGAAGGAGGAGGAAGAUGUAGAAGAAGGAUCCCAAAAACAGAAUCGAAGAGCUUAUGAUAUGCGAUACUUGUAA